Cryptococcus deneoformans JEC21 is the source of this 896-nucleotide messenger RNA. Its product is annotated as peroxisomal protein, putative. The transcript is spliced from 6 exons. The record is from RefSeq and is a predicted model, not a curated record. Bases 110 to 778 code for a protein of 222 amino acids. Gene Ontology annotation, cellular component: peroxisomal membrane. Lineage: Eukaryota; Fungi; Basidiomycota; Tremellomycetes; Tremellales; Cryptococcaceae.
CUGCGUCAAAAUUCCUUACGACAGACUCGACAUCACCACCAGUUAGUUGGCCGUUUGCAACCAUCUCCAAGGCGCCCUCAUAACAACACACGAUCCUCGUCUCGCGACAAUGUCCGCUCUCCAGCGAUUCCUCCAUAACCCUGCGAACCAUGAUCUGUUAUCCGUCAUUAAAGGAGCUAGAAAUGGCUUCGUAUAUGGUGUCAAGAUUCGCUUCCCCCACGCGCUGGUUAUGACAUUCCUAUUUUCCCAUAAACCAUGGCCAGCGAAGAUCAAGGGUAUCUUGACAGCGACACGCACACACGCGAUAAACCUCUGCAAGUUUGUGACAAUCUACAAGUUACUCCUCAUCUUACAGAAGAAGCUCAACGGCGGCAAAGAAAGAGAUCUCGACACUUUUGUUGCUGGCGGUUUGGGAGGAUGGUGGGUAUUUGGGGAGAGAACACCGAUCAACGAGCAAAUGGUCCUCUACGUUCUAUCCCGUUCUCUCCUUUCUCUCCUUCCUCGACUUUACAAUACGGCAUCACCGCCCAAAACACCUAUCGAACCCCUCGCUCACCCUCUCCCACCACUCACUUCUCCCCAGGCGAACCCAAAGCCCAUCCCACCGGCCCAAUUACCGUUUGCCGUUCUCGCCGCACUGAGUUGGGCGUCGGUGAUGUACAUGUUCAGACAUAGGGGAGAAAGGAUACAGCCAGGGAUGGCUAAUAGCAUGAGAUAUUUGUAUAGAGAUUCGGAAACGUGGCGAGACCUGAGAACUUUGCUUUGGCAUAAUAAAUAGUCUGUUUUGAGCACGAAACAUCCGACAGAUGAAGAUUAUCGUUGCAAUGUACCGGAAUUCUCAACGGGAUAGAGACGGCUGAAUUUGUAGAACAUAUACAACAUCAAAUGUAUUGCAU